Messenger RNA from Cannabis sativa, 663 nucleotides. RefSeq lists its product as uncharacterized. NCBI's taxonomy places the organism in Eukaryota, Viridiplantae, Streptophyta, Magnoliopsida, Rosales, Cannabaceae. Gene Ontology annotation, molecular function: RNA-DNA hybrid ribonuclease activity; nucleic acid binding. The transcript has a single exon. Bases 1 to 663 code for a protein of 220 amino acids. The record is from RefSeq and is a predicted model, not a curated record.
AUGGUUACAUGGAGUAUCUGGAAGGCCUGUAAUGAGGUUGUUUGGCAACAAAAAUCUCCUACUGCUGCAUCAGUGGUUUUGUCGGCAAGAUCGUUCCUUGAUCAAUUUCGUUUUGCACAGUCACGGACGACAAGUUCGUUGUCUAACAGUUCGAUAGGACUGUCUUCGCGUGUGCAUUGGACUAUACCAAUUUCUGAUCGGAUCAAGGUCAAUGUUGACGGUGCUCUAUUUAAUGAUGUUAGCCGUUUUGGGAUGGGUUGCUUAGCCCGUAACCAUGCUGGUCAAGUUCUCGAGGCCUUCACUAGUAGCGAGGAGGGAAUUGUUAGGCCAGAGAUUGUCGAAAUCAUCGGGAUCAAAGAGGCCUUAAGCUGGAUCCGACGUCAUAAUUGGCAAAAUGUUCUGUUGGAAACCGAUAGUUUGGUCUGUGUUCAGGCUAUCCAGAGUGAGUUGUAUAUGCCAUCUGAGUUUGGUUUACUAGUUAAUGAUUGCAGAAUUGCUUUAUCUUCUUUGAGUCAUGUUGCUAUUCAAUUUGUUGAACGAUCUGUGAACAAAGCCGUCCAUUGUUUGGCGCGUAGCUCUUAUUUUUCUCCAGAUCGUACUUUUCAAAAUUAUCAGUUAAGUCCUGAAUUGCGUAAUAUUGUAUUGGUUGAUUUUACCGGUUAA